This is a messenger RNA of Strongyloides ratti, 1500 nucleotides long. RefSeq names its product Protein disulfide-isomerase. Gene Ontology annotation, cellular component: endoplasmic reticulum. The record is from RefSeq and is a predicted model, not a curated record. Gene Ontology annotation, biological process: protein folding; response to endoplasmic reticulum stress. Bases 1 to 1500 code for a protein of 499 amino acids. The transcript has 2 exons. NCBI's taxonomy places the organism in Eukaryota, Metazoa, Nematoda, Chromadorea, Rhabditida, Strongyloididae. Gene Ontology annotation, molecular function: protein disulfide isomerase activity.
AUGAAGUCUACACUAUUGUAUCUAUUAUAUACUACCCUAUUAGUAUCUUCACUUGCAUUUGCUGCUACUGAAUUUACAGAGGAAGAAGAUGUCAUUGUUCUUACAAAAGAUAACUUUGAUGGUGUUAUUGGUGAAAAUGAAUUUGUCUUAGUUGAAUUUUACGCUCCAUGGUGUGGACAUUGUAAAGCUCUUGCUCCAAACUAUGCUAAAGCUGCUCAACAAUUGAAGAAGGAGGGAGCUGCUGUUAGACUCGCUAAACUCGAUGCUACAAUUCAUUCUGAUGUCGCUACUAAAUUUGAAGUUCGUGGUUACCCAACUAUCAAAUUCUUCAAAAACGGAAAACCAACCGAAUACACUGGAGGUAGAGAUGCUGCAUCAAUUGUUUCAUGGCUCAAGAAGAAGACUGGACCAGCUGCUAAGAGUUUGUUUAGUGCUGAUGAUGUUAAGGACUUCCAAGAAUCUGCUGAUGUUGUCGUCGUUGGAUACUUUGAAAAGGAAGACUCUGAACAAGCUAAAGCCUUCCUUGAAGUUGCCGGAAGUAUGGACGAUAUUCCAUUCGGUAUCACCACAAAAGAAGUUGCCGCUAAAGCCAUUGAACUUAAAGAAGAAGGUGUUGUUCUCCUUAAGAAAUUCGAUGAAGGACGUAAUGAAUUUGAAGGAAAAAUUGAGGAAAGCAAACUUAAAACAUUCAUCCAAGCUAACAGACUUGCCCUUGUCAAUGAAUUCUCACAAGAAACUGCUUCCGUUAUCUUUGGAGGAGAAAUUAAAUCUCACAAUUUACUUUUCAUUUCUAAAGAAUCUGAAGACUUUGACAAGAUCUAUGGACAAUUCCAAACUGCUGCCAAAGAAUUCAAAGGAAAACUUCUCUUUGUUUACAUUAAUACUGAUGUUGAAGAUAACGCUCGUAUCAUGGAAUUCUUUGGACUUAAGAGUGAAGAAUUACCAGCUAUCAGACUUAUUUCUCUUGAAGAAGAUAUGACCAAAUUCAAACCAGACUUCACUGAAAUUACUGCUGAAAACAUCAAGAAAUUCACUCAAAGUUACGUUGAUGGAAAACUUAAACCACAUCUUAUGUCUGAAGAAGUUCCAGAAGAUUGGGAUGCUAAACCAGUUAAAGUUUUAGUCGGAAAGAACUUUGCUGAAGUUGCUAAAGAUCAAAAGAAGAAUGUUCUUGUUAAAUUCUAUGCUCCAUGGUGUGGACACUGUAAACAACUUGCUCCAAUCUGGGACAAACUUGGAGAAGCAUUCAAAGAUAAUGAAAAUGUUGUUAUUGCCAAGAUGGAUUCUACUCUUAAUGAAGUUGAGGAUGUUAAGAUCAACUCUUUCCCAACAAUCAAAUUCUUCCCAGCUGGAUCUGAUAAAGUUAUUGAUUACACUGGUGAUCGUACUCUUGAAGCUUUCACUUCCUUCAUUGAGAGUGGUGGUAAGAAGAGUGGUGAAGAAACUGGAGCUGCUGAGGAAGAAUCAACCGAAGAGGAACCAGCACAUAGUGAACUUUAA